UCCCACCCUCUUCUUCGACCAGUCCACCCCGCUCCGUCUCCAUACCUUUCUCGCUCCCCCGCCUCGUUUCUCCGCCCCGUCGUUUCCCUCCUCCCUACGACCUUCUCUUUCCUCCGAGCAUUCGCACAACUCUUUUCUAACACACAAAAACUUUGAGCAUCCGGCUAUGUUCACGUACACCCCCUCCACCCCCGAAUUCGAGCCUGUCUCUCCCCGCUUCGAGGACAGGACUCAUCCAGCCUCGAUGGCACCCUGCGGUAUUCAUGACCCCGCUCUUCUCGAAUUCAUCCGCACUGAUGUCUCGCGUGAGCUCGUCUACUACCUCGCCGAAAGGACCACCUCAGUCAUUGGUCAAGCCACCAAGGCUGCCGUUCCGUUCACCCCGCCUGGUACUCCCACCAAGGAAAGCGCCGAGGAAGCCCUUGGUCUCCCGUCUCUGGAAACUUUUGUUGCGGUCGUCUGCGAGCAAUCCAAUGUGCAGGUGUCAACCCUCCUUGCUACACUCGUAUACCUUGAACGAUUGCGACAUCGUCUUCCCAAAGUGUCCAAAAGCAUGCCUUGCACGCGUCAUAGGGUCUUCCUCGCGACUCUCAUCGUCUCCGCCAAGUACCUCAACGAUUCUUCCCCGAAGAACAAGCACUGGUGCAAGUAUGCACAGAUGUUUCCUGUUAGCGAGAUCAAUCUCAUGGAAAAACAACUGCUCUUUCUCUUGGGUUACGACCUUUCCGUCGACGAGCGGGAAAUACUCGACAACUUCCAACCAUUCUUGAGCGAGUACUCCUUCUACUCACCAAGUGUCGCCUCCUCACCAGAGCUUCCACCGACUCCGAUUACCCCUGCGCGACCGACCACUGGGCGUUCCAGCCACAAGCGACACCAACGCACGUCCUCGCGGGGGUCUCGUACCUACAUUGCUCCUCCCUUGGAUCGAUCCGGCUCGUCAUCCUCUCUCGAGUCUGAAGAUAUGCCUCUUACUCCACAGCAACCACCUUCUCCAGUAAUGGUCAACGCUGUACGCAGAGGGCAAGGCAAGGUGCUUGUUGGGCAAAGACCAGCCGCUAUCUAUGAGGUACCUGUGCCAAACACCCACUACCUCCAACAGUCUAUGUCUAUCGAGUCGAUCACGUCUGCAAACCAAUCCAAAGUCGCUCCUUCUGUGAAGGAAGGUUUCCUCCAGCGAUUGCUUCGAUCGGACAGACGUCGCAAGCAGGUUGCAAUACAAGAGGUAGAAGCACUUGCUGCUGUUUCGUCUUAGAACGUUUGUUAAACCGGCUCUUGGCGGCUUGAGUUCAGCGAAAUCAGGCGAACGUGUCGCGGGGUCUCGGCUGUGCCGAUCAUUGUUUUGGGUUCUUUGGACGACAUGCUUGGGUUGUUGUUUCGUGCUCUUAUAGAUUCUCCAUUUGUUGUUUCUCAUCUCCUGGACAUUCAUCAUUGCCAUUAUCAUCAUUUCAUCUACCGUUGUAGUUGAUCUACUAUACGUGACAUACGUACCUGCACUCUUUAUCAUAGCUUGACUCUCGUUUUAUCUUUUGCUGGCCCUGGUCGGUCAGUAAACUCAGAUGCAUCAUAUGAAAAC
This is a messenger RNA of Cryptococcus deneoformans JEC21, 1576 nucleotides long. Its product is annotated as g1/s-specific cyclin pcl1 (cyclin hcs26), putative. Gene Ontology annotation, biological process: regulation of cyclin-dependent protein serine/threonine kinase activity. The record is from RefSeq and is a predicted model, not a curated record. The coding region runs from base 167 to 1255 and encodes 362 amino acids. The transcript is spliced from 4 exons. Gene Ontology annotation, cellular component: nucleus; cyclin-dependent protein kinase holoenzyme complex. Lineage: Eukaryota; Fungi; Basidiomycota; Tremellomycetes; Tremellales; Cryptococcaceae. Gene Ontology annotation, molecular function: cyclin-dependent protein serine/threonine kinase regulator activity; protein kinase binding.